Molecule: messenger RNA, 1083 nt
Organism: Clonostachys rhizophaga
Lineage: Eukaryota; Fungi; Ascomycota; Sordariomycetes; Hypocreales; Bionectriaceae
Source: the annotation of a GenBank genome assembly
AUGAAACCAGCCCUCAUCGAGGCGUGGGUCCAGCGGUUAACCACGUCGCCGCCAUCGCCAUCGCCACCACCGAAGCGCAAGCGGUCGCGUGGGACCGCGACGAUAAACAUGGGAGUAUCGUCCCCUCCCACAAGCAAUUCAGGCGACUCUGCCCUGGUCGACCCUGAUACAACGCCUAGAGUAUCACAUCAAGCAUCUAAACGGCGGCGAUUCGAUUUCAGCGCCCGCGCUAUUCCUUUCGACAACCUGGACCGUGAUGAUGCAAGCUCAGCAAGGUCGAAGUCGAGGCAGUCGACAUCAACAGCCACGUCCGACAGUCGAUCCAGACUCUCUCGCAGCCCAACUAAGAAUAUGGGCAGUCUCGAGCUCGCGGAUCGACCUAUUCCCUGGCUGUGCAUCCCUUCUCUAGAUGCUCACCUCGAGCUCAAGUGUGUGCAAAAGAUUGUUCGCAAUACGAUCGAGUGCGCAGAGGAGAAUGUAUCCGAGGCUUCGUGGAACUCGCGUGUGCACGAAUAUGUUCUCGACACGGCCCUAGAGCCUUUCGGUGGGGUUGUUUCCCACUGGGAUGUGACUCGUGCUCCAAUCACCAAAUCCUGCUUGCCACGACACUCUUCCGGUCUCGUUCUUGAGGGCAAAAUGGUCGAUUUCUGCAUCUGCCUUGGUGGCCGUGAAACUAUUAGAGCUCCGCUCUUGUACCGGCCCAUUGCCGUUAGUAUCGAGACUAAAACUCCCAACGGUUCAGAUGAGGUAGCCAAGACGCAAUUGUCCGUCUGGGUAACUAGCCAUUUUGCCCGGCUACGCUCCUUAUCUAGCACCUCCAAUGAUGCCAUUGCAGUCGGUGUGACACUACCUCUCCUGAUCGUCCGGGGCGGCGAGUGGUCCCUCUGGUUCGCUAGGGACACUGGGGACGUAGUUGACUUGAUUGAGACGAUCUUAGUCGGUAAUACCAACUCAAUCCUAGGCUGUUACAAAGUGCUUGCCAUGCUUCGGCAUCUUGCCGAGUGGACAAAAUCAACACUAUACCCUUGGAUGGAGAAGCAUAUUUUGCUGGAUGAUAUUAUACAUGCAGCUGGUCCUACAUGA